This is a messenger RNA of Candoia aspera, 1035 nucleotides long. RefSeq names its product mitotic arrest deficient 2 like 1 (gene MAD2L1). NCBI's taxonomy places the organism in Eukaryota, Metazoa, Chordata, Lepidosauria, Squamata, Candoiidae. Gene Ontology annotation, biological process: mitotic spindle assembly checkpoint signaling. The transcript has 5 exons. Gene Ontology annotation, cellular component: nucleoplasm; cytoplasm; kinetochore. The record is from RefSeq and is a predicted model, not a curated record. Bases 137 to 754 code for a protein of 205 amino acids.
GAGGCGAAGCUAGAUUUUGAACAGGUGGCGGGAAGGCCUCUCAUUUCGUAUCUGGGCUUGUAGGGUAGAGAAGGGUUGGAGGGGUUGUUUUCUGCUUGAAUUUUAGGCGGGCUCUGUCUGACUUUCUCCGACGCCGAUGGCUAAACAACAAAGCCGGGAGCAGGGCAUCACCCUGCGGGGCAGCGCCGAAAUCGUGGCGGAGUUUUUCUCCUAUGGUAUCAACAGUAUCUUAUAUCAACGUGGGAUAUAUCCUGCUGAAACAUUUACACAUGUUCAAAAAUAUGGGCUUACCAUGCUUGUCACUGCGGACUCUGAGCUUAAAAAUUAUCUGAACAAUGUUGUAGGACAACUGAAAGAAUGGCUCUCUGAAUGCCUAGUUCAGCGGCUAGUGGUAGUGAUCUCCAGUAAGGAGACCACUGAAGUUCUUGAAAGAUGGCAGUUUGACAUUGAAUGUGACAAAACUGCAAAAAAUGAGAAUGCACCAAGACAGAAAUCUCAGAAAGCUAUACAGGAUGAAAUCAAAUCUGUUAUCAGACAAAUAACAGCCACAGUGACAUUCCUUCCUUUGUUAGAAACUACCUGUGCGUUUGACUUGCUCAUUUUCACAGAUAAAGAAUUGGCUGUUCCAGAAAAAUGGGAGGAGUCAGGACCACAGUUCAUUACUAAUUCUGAAGAAGUCCGCCUUCGUUCUUUCACAACUACAAUACACAAAGUUAACAGCAUGGUGGCCUACAAAAAGGACACCUUGCUGUGAUUUAGUAAAAAACAUUGUAUAUGUGUCUUUUUGUAAGAUUCCUUACCCAAUAGUAAUUAAGUUUCUUUUAAAGUAUCAGCUGGGUUAUCUAAGUUGAAAUAUCAUCUUGUAAAUAUACAGUAUUAAGACUAGAAUCCUGUCCUUUCAAUAUACAACUGAAUUCUGUCAGUGGUUUCUACGUAAUAGAAUUUAUAAUGUAAAUGUCAUUUUUUUAAAAAAAUAACGUGCACGGAGUUUUCAUUUGGUCUUGUCAUCUUAGUCAAGUAUCUAUUUGCUUGAGG